Messenger RNA from Syzygium oleosum, 836 nucleotides. RefSeq names its product glycine-rich protein 5-like. The record is from RefSeq and is a predicted model, not a curated record. The transcript has 2 exons. Lineage: Eukaryota; Viridiplantae; Streptophyta; Magnoliopsida; Myrtales; Myrtaceae. The coding region runs from base 53 to 640 and encodes 195 amino acids.
CAAACAAAUCAAGAUCUCUCAAGGAAUUUGAUUAAACAGCUUCACCUUGAAGAUGAUCACUUCCAAGUUGCUUCUCCUUGUGCUCCUUGGUGCUCUAGUUUGCACCUCCGGCUACUCUAGGGUGCUUUUGGGUGAGAAGGGGUCCUCCGAGGAGGAGAAAACCUUCGACCACGGUCCUGGAUACGGUGGUGGCCAGGGAUUGGGUGGCGGUGCAGGUGCUGGCGGGGGAGCUGGCUAUGGUGGAGGAGCUGGUGCCGGUGGGGGACUCGGAAAAGGCGGCGGUGUAGGUGGAGGGGGUGGAGGAGGUUUGGGAGGCGGCAGUGGUGGGGGAAAAGGCGGUGGCUAUGGUGGGGGAGCCGGUGGUGGAUAUGGUGGUGGAGCUGGUGCUGGCGGUGGGAUAGGUGGUGGAGCUGGAGGAGGCGGUGGUGGAGGAAAAGGUGGUGGCUAUGGUGGGGGAGCUGGUGGUGGAUAUGGUGGUGGGGCUGGUGCUGGCGGUGGGAUAGGUGGUGGAGCCGGAGGAGGCAGCGGUGGAGGGUUUGGAGGUGGCGGCGGUGGGGGGCAUGGUGGAGGAGCUGGUGCUGGCGGAGGAUAUGGUGGAGGAGCUGGUGCUGGUGGAGGGUAUGGUGGUGGACACCAUUAAAGAGUGAGAACCAAAUAUAAAGAUGUGUCUUUCCAAACGAUUACUCUAUAUUAUGCUUAAUUAGUGCUUAAAAUGUUAAGGCAAAUACGGCCAGAGAGAGGUGUGCCUUGGUCUCUCUUGCACCUUAAGUUUGAUUUCUAUGUCUCAAUAAGCUUUUUACGGCAAAUUUAUGUGCAAGGCAUGCCUCUCGUAGUAA